This is a messenger RNA of Pelagomonas calceolata, 1177 nucleotides long. Lineage: Eukaryota; Pelagophyceae; Pelagomonadales; Pelagomonadaceae. The record is from the annotation of a GenBank genome assembly.
AUGUCGCGGGCGGUGCCUUCCGGGAGGCGCGAGGGUAUGUUCCUCGGCCGCUACUGUGAAAUAUUUGGUCGCGGCGAACGACUAGGAUGUAUUCUGAAUUUUGGUCAUUCUUUUGAGGCUAUCGAGGCGUAUCUUGGGCGACGGCCGACGCGGGCGCGCGCGAGGACUGGGUGCGCGAGCGCGUCGCGCUGGAAACGAAACUGCGGGACGCGGAGCAGGCCGCCGACGUCGCGGUGCGCGAGCGGUCGGACCUGGCGGAGGCCCUGCGCAAGGCGCGGAACGAGGCGCGGUCGUUGGAUCCUGUGUGGAGAAUUAUUGCGGAGACCUACUUCAGCCCGAAAUUUUAUUUCCACACAGGUUGGAGCUGGACCUCGCGGCGGCCAAGGACGACUCGCGCGCGAGCGCGUCCCUGGCGCAAAAACUCGAGACCGAGGCCGUCCGCCGGCGGGACCUCGAGGGCGAAGUCUUGGCGCUGCGCGGGACGAAGGACUCGUCGCUCGAGAACGCCCUCGAGGCCGAGCGCGCGAGGACCGCAGAACUCGAGCGGAGCCUGGCCGAGGCGCGGGCCGCCCCGCCGUCGCCGCGCGACGAAAGCGCGCUGGAGCGCCGCGUCGCCGACCUCGAGCGGCUCGAGGCGGCGCUCAUGCUACGCGUCGAACAGGAGCAGACCGCGGCCCGGGACAAUCAGAAACGCCUCGUCAACGCGUUGCGAGAAAACUCCGAACUGCGGGCGCGCCUCUCGGACUCGAGCGCGUCGGUGCGACGGACGGUGCUCCUCGAGGACGUCGAAGACAGCGACAGCCUGGCGCCGGUCCCGGCACCACCGCCGAGGCGGCGCCGGUCCUCGUCGGCGUCGCUCUUCGGUGAUGAGGACCCGAUCUCGUCGCUGCGCGGCCGCUCCGCCGUCCCGCGGUCGCCGCGGCGGCGGUCCGCGUCCGGCUCGUCCUUCGUCGACGUGGGACCGGUGCACAAAACGCGCGCGCCGCGGUCCGCCGCGCGAACGCCGCGGCGCCGCGGGACGACGCCGACGAUCGACGACUACUACGCGAAGUACUCGCGAUCUACGGCCGAGAGGCUCUACGAUCACGACAACGCGACGCGUCGUACCUUCGACGAAGCCGCCAGGCACGCCGAGGCGCUCUUCGCGGCGCAUGACAUGUCGCCUGCUAGGGAUUAG